GCGAAGGGAGGGCGAGGGGGCAGAGGCAAUAAAACGAUGCCCAAGGGACCAAGGGCAGGAACAUCCGAACCAGGAGGGAAGGGUGAGGAUGCCACAAUCGUUCUGGAGCUCAAAUCAGUUGCCGAUAUUGGGUUGGUUGGUUUCCCAAAUGCUGGGAAGAGCACGUUGCUCAGGGCGAUAAGCAGCGCCCAACCGAAGGUGGCGGAGUAUGCGUUCACCACGAUAUCGCCGCAGCUCGGCGCCGUAUCGACCGACGGUGGUAUAUCGAGUUUCGUUGUUGCGGACAUCCCGGGUCUGAUCGAGGGCGCACACGAGAACCGCGGACUCGGACAUAAUUUUCUGCGACAUGUCGAGCGGUGCGCCGCGUUCGUGUAUGUGGUUGACCUCGGUGCGGGAGCUGGGGGUCGGCCGGGAGUUCGUCCCUGGAACGCGCUUCAGACGCUAAUGGCGGAGCUCGAGGCAUAUCUACCGGGACUCUCUGCUCGCCCAGCCAUCGUGGUUGGAACCAAAGCGGACCUGCCAAACUCGUCUCGCGCGGCGGAGACGCUGCGACGGAGGACAACCCUGCCGGUUGUUAUGGUGAGCGCGCACGAGUCGCGAGGGAUCCAGGAUAUGUUGUCA
Molecule: messenger RNA, 621 nt
Organism: Micromonas commoda
Lineage: Eukaryota; Viridiplantae; Chlorophyta; Mamiellophyceae; Mamiellales; Mamiellaceae
Exons: 1
Cellular component (GO): mitochondrion
Molecular function (GO): GTPase activity; GTP binding
Source: RefSeq, a predicted model, not a curated record